AUGGCGCUCAUCGACAGAGUCCCUGGGGACUUGAACCUGUAUAUCGGUGGCAUGUUCACUCUGCGACGGCGCGAGGCCCUCCAGCAAGCCAAUAUUACGCACGUCUUGUCGGUAUUGCGCACACCACUAGAUCAAGACUUGUUCGGCCCCUUCAAGCACAUGGUGGUGGAGGUCGACGAUGUCGAAGACGAAAAUCUAUUGGAGCAUUUCCCUGCCACAAAUCGCUUCAUACGGGAGGGGCUUAAGGGAGGUGGCGGAGUCUUGGUGCAUUGUGCUAUGGGCAAGUCACGAUCGGCUACCGUCGUCAUCGCUUAUUUGAUGCAAGAGCACAACAUCAGCCCGUCGGAGGCUUUGUCGCACGUUCGGCAAGCGCGAUCCAUCUGCGAACCAAACGAGGGCUUCAUGAAACAACUGGAGCUAUACGGUGAGAUGCAGACACCCGAGAACGUCGAAGAUACCCCGGCCUAUCAACGAUGGGUUUACCAACGGGAAAUCGAGCUGAGCCGCGCGUGUGGCCAAGCUCCAGAAGCUGACAAGAUUCGCUUCGAAGACGAACAUGUCGCCGACGAAUCUUCCGGUUUCGAAUUGAGAUGUCGUAAAUGCAGGCGAGCAUUAGCGACGUCACAAUAUCUACUACCGCAUGGGUCCACCCCAUCUGUCAGCGACCAGAACGCAGAAGCUCAAAAAGCUCCAUCGCAGAACUGUGCCCACUACUUCCUAGAUCCCCUGUCGUGGAUGCGCCCGGAGCUCGAACAAGGCAAGUUGGAAGGGCGUCUGGAGUGUCCAAAAUGCCACACCAACGUAGGCAAGUAUGCCUGGCAGGGGAUGCAGUGUAGUUGUGGAGAGUGGGUCGUCCCCGGUAUCAGCCUUUCCAAAGGUCGAAUCGAUGAAGCAAGGAAAGCAAACUUUGGCAUCCGGCGUCCACCGGGAGCUUCAGGUCCGCCUCCGCUAGGGGCAGUUCAGUCAAAGGAGAACCUAUAA
Molecule: messenger RNA, 981 nt
Organism: Alternaria arborescens
Lineage: Eukaryota; Fungi; Ascomycota; Dothideomycetes; Pleosporales; Pleosporaceae
Exons: 4
Coding region: 1-981 (326 amino acids)
Biological process (GO): protein dephosphorylation
Cellular component (GO): nucleus
Molecular function (GO): protein tyrosine/serine/threonine phosphatase activity
Source: RefSeq, a predicted model, not a curated record